AUGCUCUGGAAGCAGUAUGCUUCCGUGGCAUCGGUGGUCGCUGUAUCAAUCGCUUUCCAGCCAUUCGCACCCUGUCUUCCUUGUGUUGGUUUCGUGGGAGCGCUAAUCUGGUACUGGGCCGUCAAGUCCGUCAUUGCGCGAGGUGCAGUGACGGUUCGCUUCGGCACACCAGUGCGUCUUGCGCUGCUGGCGGCAGGGCGGUUUGCCAGCUUCCUGUGGGCAGCAAGCUUCUUGGGCUGCUGUUUCGUGGCAUGGGCAGUCUGGUAUCCUUCAGACACAGACAUGCAAGGCAUAAUGGAAGGAAUGUGCGGCUCAGCCUUGCCGGUUUCUGUAUUGGCAAGCAUCUUGCUAGCGUUGCCCUUUCUGCUAUGGCUAUGUCGACGAAUCCUGUGGCUCCUUUGUAGCAUCGGGCCUCCACCCGGAACCUGGCGACCACUCGUCCGAAAUCCUCGAACAGAUGGAAGCAGCUGGCGACCGCAGAAGGUGCCGAUCUCCAGAAUAAACUUCCACGAAGCCUGGCUCGUCAUGCGCCACCGUUCCAUCCUUUCAAGCUACGGCCUAUCGGAUCAUCCAGACUACCAGCCGCUUCUGAAGCUGCUCUUGCCGGACAGACCACAAGUCACACUGGCAGAAAAGCCCAAGGAGACGGCCUACCUGGGGCGAAGCAUUGACAUGACAUGCAGCCGCGCCGUUGUUCAAGAAUCAGCCCCUCGUCGAGCUCAACUCCCACCAUAA
This is a messenger RNA of Symbiodinium sp. CCMP2456, 735 nucleotides long. The record is from the annotation of a GenBank genome assembly. Lineage: Eukaryota; Dinophyceae; Suessiales; Symbiodiniaceae.